ACAAACAGAUUCUCAAAAUCUAUGUCGCUGUGCCUGGCUAAGAGUUCGCCACAACUCUCAAACCUACACCAGUCACAUAAAACAUCGCUCCUAAGAACAAAUCUUUACUCUCGCCAUUUGCAAAAUUUGAAUCCAUUUAAACAUUCUCUAGCGCUUUAGGCUUCUUUAAACUUCACAAUGUCUUGUUCGUUCGCUGUAUCACCUUCACUUAGAAGAGAAUUCGUAAAUCCAGUAUCUCAUAGGUUCUUUGCACCUGCGAGAAUAUAUCAGCCCAGAAGCAAAUGCGAAAUAAGCAGGAGGGGUUUUGCCUUUAAAGGAAUUGUAGCUUCUGGGGUUUCGAUCAUAGGAUCUUCUUUGGUUACCGAACCCGGUCAAGGGUUGGAGAGAUUACCAUACAAGCCAGAGGGUUACAAUUAUUGGACAUGGAAGGGUCACAAAAUACAUUACGUGGUUCAAGGAGAAGGAUUUCCAAUUGUUCUUAUUCAUGGAUUUGGUGCUUCUGCAUUUCAUUGGAG
Pistacia vera is the source of this 515-nucleotide messenger RNA. RefSeq lists its product as uncharacterized. The record is from RefSeq and is a predicted model, not a curated record. The transcript is spliced from 3 exons. The annotation marks the transcript as partial. Gene Ontology annotation, cellular component: chloroplast. Lineage: Eukaryota; Viridiplantae; Streptophyta; Magnoliopsida; Sapindales; Anacardiaceae.